GCGCGUCGUUGGCACUCUUGGCAGCGUAGUCCGCCGUCGACCAUUGCUGUCAGCUGGACGGUCCCGUCAGAUGGUGUCGUGAAUCCUGUAAAAUCACAUCGAUCGGUGCGCGACGGAGCCAGAGUCAAGAUGAGCGGUGGUAUGCCAGAGCUGGGCUCGAAGAUCAGCUUGAUCUCGAAGGCGGAUAUUCGCUAUGAGGGCCGUCUGUUCACCGUCGAUCCACAGGAGUGCACAAUCGCCCUGGCUAACGUGCGCUCCUUUGGCACGGAAGAUCGAGAAACUCAACUUCCUGUGGCACCACAAAACCAGGUGUACGAAUAUAUCCUGUUUCGCGGGUCGGACAUCAAAGACAUCAGAGUCGUCAACAAUGUUAGUUCUAUUCCCAACGAUCCAGCUAUCGUGCAGAUGACAGUGCAGCCAUCUAUGGGCCAGCAAUCGUAUCAACCGCAGCCCAGCUAUGCUCAUCCGAUGAUGGGCCAGAUGGGCCCGAUGGGUGGCCAAUACGGUGCCCCCUAUGGCAUGGGCAUGGGAGCCAUGGGCCCGGUAAUGGGAAUGCCAACCGCAGCUAGAGAUCCACGCGGAGCAAUGAAUAAACAGCCAAGUGAGUUGAGCUUGGGCUCCGCUGAACCCAAUGCCAUCUCUAUCCCAAACUCACUGCCAACGGCCAGUAUCGACCCAUUACCAAAAGAUCAAUCUCUGGAAGAUGGUGUACUAGAUCUCAUCAGUGGUGGUUCCCGUUCUACCACUCCUACAUCGUCUUUAUUAACAAGGAAAAGUCCUACUAUGGAUCAAGGUAUUCAGGUAGGACACGAACAACAGCAGCAGGGCAAUAACAUUGGCAAAUUGAAUGACAAGACAAAUAUCAGGACCGUCCAACCGCCUCGUCGAGAUCAUGAUAGUCACGGAGGUACCAAAAACAACGCGGGUAUGUCUCACAAUCAGUAUAAUGACGCGAAGAGGGACAUGAUGAAGCACCAUGAUGGCCAGAACCAAGGUCAUAUGCAAGGCGGUCGAGGCAAUCGCGGUGGUUGGGUAAAUCGUGGCAACAUGAGAGGUCGAGGAGGCAGAGGACGCGGUGGUUUCCGUACAAAUCAAACGAACAACGCUGGCACCAAGCCUAAGACUUCACUGAAGUUUGAUAAUGACUACGAUUUCGAGCAAGCUAACACUGAGUUCGAGGAAUUGAGGUCACAAUUGGCGAAAACGAAGAUCGACGGUGCUGAAAAUGAGAAGAAGGACGAUAGUGGAAACGAGACAGGCGCUGGUGAAGGUGAACCUGAGGAGGAUGGUCACCCGGAAAUAAGCCUUGGCUAUGAUAAGUCGAAAUCAUUCUUUGAUAAUAUUAGCUGUGAAGCUGUUGAAAGAAGUAAAGGGCGAUUCCAACGCACGGAUUGGAGAACGGAACGAAAGCUGAAUUCAGAAACGUUCGGUGUAGCAUCCACGAGACGCGGUGGAUUCCGCGGCCGUGGUUACUACAAUCGCGGAAUGGGAGGCAUGUACAGAGGCGGCGGCGGCGGUGGCGGCAAUAACAUUGGAUUCCGCGGCGGCUAUCGGGGUAGCAGGGGUGGUAAUCGCAAACCCCCCAACCAACUACAGAAUAACACGGGGAGUCAAAAUCGCGCGACCAACGAACAGUCUGCCUCUCAGUCGCAGGCAAGCGUUAUCUAAAAUAUUAAAAAAAAAAAAAAAAAAGAAUGUAAUUUGUCACCGGUAUUGGCGUGAAAGAGUAAAAAUAUGCCGGGAAGAAUGAGCGAUGCGCUGCUACGUAUAAGUAUACACAACUAUAGAUUAAGAUUUUUACGAUAUGUGCUCUACCGUUACGGACUGAUUUGGGUUAGAAUUUGGGCAGUCGAAUUAACAGAAGAUACACACCGGCCGGAUUAAAUGUAGAUUAUUAUUAUAUAACGGAGCGGUAAUGCAAUCGCCAAACCGGUGGUUACGUGUUAGGUGACAAGAAUCGCACACACAAUGGACGUUGCUGGCGCAUAUGACUUUUUGCAUCGAUAUUUUGCGGCUGGAUGAUCGAAGAAGGUACUUUUAGAGACAAAUUUUCUUACCGCUUAGUCGACAAUGAUCACGAUGAAUUGGCGUUGAAAAGAGAAUAGAACGUUUUUCGUCAGGGAAGCGAAGUCAAUUACACGAUUAGAACGUUCCUUGUUCUUUUUUUUUUUAUAUUGAUACUUAUUUGUGUGGAUUCAGAUGUGAAGUUAGAGAGGGGGAAAUUACUCGUGAAGGGACUAGUCGUAAGUGUUUUACUUAAAGUAUAUGUCUGUUAAUAAAAUUCUUAAUGGGAUAAUCUGAAACCGCUUUAAACAAAGCCGCGAUGGCGUAUCUGUUUGUAGUUAGGGAAAAAGAAAUUUGUACAAUUCGAUCGUGAUCAUUUUUCAGUCCGGUUUUCUCAAGACUUGACUAUAAAUAAUUAUGGAAUGGCUUUAUGGUGAUGGUGACUUGAUAAUACUGGUCGUUAUGGAAUAGCUGGAUUGUAUCCGUAUAUCGGAAGUGAAUGGCAACAGACGUGCAUAAAAGUACUUUCUCGUCAAAGUAUGUAAAAAUCGAUUGUAUCUAAUUGCAUUUUUCAAGAAUAGGAAUAUUGUGAGGUAUAUAGUACAAGGUAAAUCUGAUAAAAAAAUUGAUAUUUUUUUCUUUUGUUUUGGUUUUUUUGAGUGUACGCAGACAAAGUUUUUCGAGUCCUUGGGCACCGAAGUUCAUAUAACGUAUGAUUUUAUUAGGGCGGAUUAAUAUAAGUGGGAAAUAAGCGAAAGCGCCAGUUUAUAUAAAAAAUUUUUGUAUUAUUAAAUUUAUAAUCUUACGAUCCGCCUACUCUUUCUUUGCAAGAUCUGCAUCUAGAAUUAUGAAAGAUAUAAGCGUCAAGUCUUAUUGUAAGUAACUAAGUUCUAAAUCAUGUUACAUAAUUGUCAUCGUGUUCUGCAAUUAAGGAUUCCUCGAUUGCUUUCAUAUAUGUGUACAGAGUAGUCCUGAUUAUUACAAUUAUAAGCCUACAUUAUAAUCAGUAAUUAUAUCGAACGUACAAU
Wasmannia auropunctata (little fire ant) is the source of this 3032-nucleotide messenger RNA. RefSeq names its product protein LSM14 homolog A (gene tral). Gene Ontology annotation, biological process: P-body assembly; cytoplasmic stress granule assembly. Gene Ontology annotation, molecular function: mRNA binding. The record is from RefSeq and is a predicted model, not a curated record. The transcript has 7 exons. Gene Ontology annotation, cellular component: P-body. Bases 130 to 1668 code for a protein of 512 amino acids. Lineage: Eukaryota; Metazoa; Arthropoda; Insecta; Hymenoptera; Formicidae.